AUGACUCAACAACAAGAAGAUCUCUUCUCCUUUCGGAAUAUUCUUGCAGCACUGGAUCCUACCCAAUCAACACUCAUAGCUGCCGGAACGUAUGAUUCCAACCUGUCGAUCACCACCACAAAUCAACAAAAUACUCCUCAUCCAUUGUUGCAAGACAAGUUGAUAAAGCGUGGAAUUCAUGGCAUUAAAACUGUGCUUUGUAGAACUAGCAUGUGCUAUGUUCUUACUGUUUCAGGUCAUUUAUUAGAAAUUACCGAACAGAUGGGCAUGAUGGAACAAGUACUCGAUUUUUUGGAACCUAACGAGAAAAUUAUUAAUAUUAGUGCUGGUUAUUCUUUGUUGCUUAUUGUAUUGCAAGAUCAGUACACCCUGAAAACGAGAGUUUUUGGUAAACUUUUCAAUUCUUAUUCUGGAUUUAAUUAUGCAGCUCAAGUCCAAAAACAUGCACAAAUUGUCUAUCCACUCACAAAAAACGAUGUAAAUCCCAUAGUUAGCGAAUGGAAUGAAAUUCUCGAUUUUCAACAAAUACUUGAUGUGGAUGAAAAUAUCAUUUUCACAUCUUGUGCUGCUUAUACGGCAACUUUUAUUUCGAGUAAGGGAAGAAUAUUUGCAGCAGGAUCGAAUCAAUUUGGAGAGGCUGGCCAGGCCGUCACAUCUUAUCGAAAUGCAACGGAUCAAUGUCAAAUCAAGGAAUGCAGAAUUGAAAAUUUGAAUCAUUCGAAGGAUAAGCCUUUCUUUGUCAGGUCAGUGAAUGGAGAUCAUACCAUAAUUGCUCUGACAAGAGAUCAUCGAGUUUACUAUUGUGGAUAUACCUUAGAUAAAGGUGGAAAAGAUUUAUCCAUUCUUCGAGAAUUUAAGUCAAAAAACAUGGAUAGUGACGAAUAUUUUAUUGAUAUUGCUUCUGGUUAUUACAUGACCUUAUUAUUAACAAACAAACACAACCUAUACAUGUUAGAAUCUAAAGAAAAAGUUAACUUGCCCUCCCAAGAGAAUAUUACAAGUUGCAGAAUUUUUGCGGCACCUUACUUGUUUUUUAUUGUAGUGAAUGAUUCAACUAUUUUCACAUUCAAACCAAAAUCAAAUUCAAUGGGUUGUGCCCUUUCUGUGCAGGCUAAACCACAUCAUUCGUUGUACAUAACAGGUUCUGACAAAGUUGUUAUGUAUUGGAAGCAUGAGGAUGAAACAAGAUCAGUUCGAAGAAUGAAAGAAACACUUUUGAAAUCGUUGAAUAUUGAUUUUUUGCAAGAUAUUAAGAUAGUCCAUUUGUAA
Molecule: messenger RNA, 1269 nt
Organism: Naegleria fowleri
Lineage: Eukaryota; Heterolobosea; Eutetramitea; Acrasida; Naegleriidae
Exons: 3
Coding region: 1-1269 (422 amino acids)
Source: RefSeq, a predicted model, not a curated record